GGGGCGUGUUCUGGGGGCGGGAGCGGUCCUCAGCUCGACCCAGUUUGAAAGUGAACGGACGGUCCAGUCUUCGCUUCAGCCACCAGACGUCAACAAUUAGCCUACUUGUCAACAAAAAAGAACAAAAAUAAACAGCAGCCCCGAUCCCGAGUGUGCUUCAACCUGCCGCCGGCCCUCCUAACGAGCCGCCACCAUGAUGCGAAAGGACGUGAACAAGCCCAAGGGGAAGACGUCUGCGUACGCUUUCUUCGUGCAGACGUGUCGAGAGGAACAUCGCAAGAAGAACCCGGAGCAGUCAGUGAACUUUGCCGAGUUCUCCAAGAAGUGUUCAGAGCGAUGGAAGGGUUUGUCUCCCAGUGAUAAGAAGUGUUUUGAGGACAUGGCCAAGGCCGACAAAGUGCGUUACAACAGGGAGAUGAGAGAUUACGUCCCACCCAAAGGCUUUGGAAAGAGGGGGCGCAAGAGGAAAGACCCUAACGCACCCAAGCGGCCACCGUCGGCGUUCUUCGUGUUCUGCAGUGAGUACCGUCCCAGCGUGAAGCAGCAGUACCCCGGGCUCUCCAUAGGCGACUGCGCCAAGAAGCUGGGUGAGAUGUGGAGCAAGUUAUCACAGUCUGACAAGCUGCCGUACGAGGAGAAGGCGCAGAAACUUCGGGAGAAAUAUGACCGGGAUAUGGUAGCGUAUCGGGGUGGCGUGUCAUAUGCCAGGAACCCCGGUUCAUCCGCUCAGGGCGGUGAGGAAGAGGAGGAUGACGAGGGCGAGGAUGAUGAUGAAGAGGAUGAUGAUGACGAGUAAGGUGAGGUCCGAGGACGAUGAUAAUAGAGACCCCUCCCCACAACCAUCACUGUUGCCAUGGUUACACCAGCCCCCUCCCCUCAGCCAUGCUUACCUGUAUGUUGCCAUGGAGACCCUGGACUAUUCAUUGUCAUGCUUUUAUUUGUUUGUUUUUGUUCACAGUCAAUGUAGAAACAACUUUUAUAAUAAAACAAGGGAGGAAAACGCA
Messenger RNA from Hippocampus zosterae (dwarf seahorse), 1004 nucleotides. Its product is annotated as high mobility group protein B2-like. Gene Ontology annotation, molecular function: DNA binding, bending. NCBI's taxonomy places the organism in Eukaryota, Metazoa, Chordata, Actinopteri, Syngnathiformes, Syngnathidae. The record is from RefSeq and is a predicted model, not a curated record. Bases 194 to 796 code for a protein of 200 amino acids. Gene Ontology annotation, biological process: regulation of transcription by RNA polymerase II. The transcript is spliced from 6 exons.